UUAUCGACAGUGAUUGAGAUAUAACAAAUUCAACGCUCUGUCGAUUUUCUAAUGACAAGGUAGUAAACACGAAAGGCCUAUGGUCAUGUGAUAAAUCAUGUGAGCUUUAAAUUGUAAACAUGGCAAAACAGUACUUGUUGCUGUUCAUUUGUUGCAUUGGGAUACACUAUAGUAAUGCAAAAUAUACUCCUGAUUGGGCAUCUUUGGAUACACGACCGUUACCAACAUGGUAUGACGAAGCCAAAUUUGGAAUUUUCAUUCAUUGGGGAGUAUUUUCUGUUCCAAGUUUCCAUGGAGCAUGGUUUUGGCCGUUGUGGAAGUCGAGCAACCCAUCUCCAGAUAUUGCAGAUUUUAUGAAAAAGAAUUACCCACCUGAUUUUACCUAUGCUGACUUUGCAAAAGAUUUCACAGCAGAAUUUUUUAAUCCAGACGAGUGGGCAGACAUAUUUAAAGCAUCGGGAGCUGGAUAUGUUGUUCUUACCAGUAAACAUGGUGAAGGAUUUCCCAACUGGCCGUCCUCUCAUUCUUUUAACUGGAAUGCAAAAGCAGUUGGACCAAACAGGGAUCUUGUUGGUGAUCUGGCUGCAGCAAUACGAAACAGAACGGAUAUAAAGUUUGGAACAUACUACUGUCUUUCAGAGUGGCUUCAUCCACUGUAUAUGCAAGAUAAGGCAUCAAACUUCACAACUCAGAAUUUUGUAAAGACAAAAACCAUGCCUGACCUUUAUGAACUAGUAAGUAAAUAUAAACCAGAAAUUGUAUGGGCUGAUAUGGUUGAUGAUUUAGGAUCUUCUUCGUACUGGACUUCAAAAGAAUUUCUUGCUUGGUUGUUCAAUGAAAGUCCAGUAAAGGACACGGUUGUGACAAAUGACCGAUUUGGCCAAGAUUGUAAAUGCAAACAUGGUAGCUACAAAACCUGUACAGAUAAGUUCAAUCCAGGUGUUUUACAGAAAUUCAAAUGGGAAAAUUGUAUGACUAUAGAUAGGUAUGCCUGGGGGUACCGAAGAAAUGCUGUUGUUGGAGACUUUCUGACUAUUCAUGAAAUCAUUUCAACCUUUGCAUCGACAAUAAGUUGUGGCGGUAAUAUGCUGAUGAAUGUAGGACCAACAAAAUUUGGCAAAAUCAUGCCAAUAUUUGAAGAAAGACUUCGUCAGUUCGGCCAAUGGUUGAAGGUUAAUGGAGAGGCAGUUUACAGUACAGUUCCAUGGAGUCACCAGAAUGACACAGUAAUCAUAAAUACUUGGUACACGAAACGAAAAUUGGAGAAGGAAGGAACUGUGGUUUAUGUUUUUCUUCUUUCAUGGCCUGAAGACACAGUUCUGAAAUUAGGAGCACCAAUUCCAUCAGAGCAGACAGAAGUCAGCAUGCUCGGUUACCCAGACAAAUUUAUCUGGAAAGCUGGUCCAGGAGGCCAAGGAAUUUAUGUCACUAUACCAAUUAUACCAUGGAACAAACUGCCAUGCGAAUGGUCAUGGGUACUUAAAAUAACUCUUAUAACCAAUUAGACUUACAAUUUACUUGAUGAGUACCUUUGAUAUGUAUGAUAAUUAUUUAAAACUGGAAACGUGUAUGAAUCUUGGAUGCAUGUCACUCUUACAAUUCAUAAUUAAGGUACUGUUUGUUUACCAUUGGUAACAUCUGAAAUGUUAACAAAUGUGCCGUUUGUAUGCUGAUCACAUAUGUGCUAACAAUUGUCAGAGUGUAGAGUGUAUAUUUGAUCAUCGGUAAGUGAUUGUCACAGAAAAAUAAAUGUCUUCUUCUAUGC
Messenger RNA from Mytilus trossulus (common blue mussel), 1765 nucleotides. Its product is annotated as alpha-L-fucosidase-like. Gene Ontology annotation, biological process: fucose metabolic process; glycoside catabolic process. NCBI's taxonomy places the organism in Eukaryota, Metazoa, Mollusca, Bivalvia, Mytilida, Mytilidae. The coding region runs from base 120 to 1505 and encodes 461 amino acids. Gene Ontology annotation, molecular function: alpha-L-fucosidase activity. The transcript has 8 exons. The record is from RefSeq and is a predicted model, not a curated record. Gene Ontology annotation, cellular component: lysosome.